GCUGACCUGUGACCUGUGGCCUGCCCACACUUCAGCCUCAUUUGUUUUCAGUGUCACCUGACUCUGACUCCGGCCUGAGCGCCAAAGACAGGCUCAAACUUUUACUUAAUUAAGCUAACUUAACUUAACUUGUUUACCUGGCUAAAUUAAACCUGAAUCACGGUGACCUAAACACCAGACACAUGCCAGGAAACGGGUUGGUGUCCAGUAUCCGGAGGCUGAUAAACAGCGAGGCGCGGCUGAGGACUGCGGGUCCGUUUGAACAUCUCCGCCAGAAGAUGGAUGAUGUCUUGGCAGAUGGAGGGAUCAUGAAAGAGGUGGUGCAACCUGGAGAUGGACCACCUGUCCCCCAGAAUGCUUCAGUGUUGAUUCAUUACUCUGGUUUCCUGGAGUAUUCUGACCGGCCUUUUGAAACUACCACACACCUCAGGUACCCCCGGAUGCUGAAGUUAGGGAGAGAGGUGACGCUAGCCGGACUGGACCUGUGUCUGUUGACCAUGAAGAAAGGAGAGUUCUCCCGCUUCCUCCUGGAACCCCAGUACGCCUACGGAGACCUGGGUUGUCCUCCACUCAUUCCUGCUGCUGCCGUGGUUCUGUAUGAAAUUCAGAUAAUAGACUACCUCGACUCAGGACAAGUGGACGACUUUAUCGCACUGAGUCCAGAGGAGCAGAACUCAGUUCCUCUGCAGAGACUUGUUGAAGUUGUCAACACAGUACGCAGCUUUGGCAACCGCUGCUUCAACCAGAGCCAAUAUGAAAAAGCCAAAGAUCGAUAUAAACAGGCAGUGAUGCUGCUGGGGAACAGGGAAACACAGAGCGAUGCAGACAAGGACAGGAUCAGAGCAGCGCUGCUUCCUCUUUAUCUCAACCUUUCUCUCACUGAGCUGCGUCUGGACAGCCCGCACAAAGCUCUGAAAUAUGGCAACAAAGCCCUGGAGAUAGACUCUGCCAACACAAAGGCUCUUUUCCGCUGCGGACAGGCGUAUCUGGAGCUGCAUGAGUACAAGAGUGCCCAUGGUUGUCUCUUAACUGCUCAAGCUAAGAAGCCCUUUGACAGCGACAUCAACAACCUGCUGAGGAAGGUGGCAAUAUGCUACAAAGACAGCUUGGACAACCAGAAAGACAUGUACUCCAAGAUGUUCAGAGACUUGAGGAGCAAGUGAAGAUGAGUAAAAAGAGUAAGGACCGCAUUUUCUCUCCAGUCCUGCAAAUUCAGAAAGUCAAACCUUUUGUAUGUCAUGACAGGAAAUAAACUUGUACACACAUUUUGUUCAUGUCCUUUAAAAAGAAGUAGGAAGUUCUUUAAAAUCCUUCAAAUGUUUGUUGAUAAUGUAACCCAGCAGUUGUUUCUGUUUUGAAGAUAUUCUUUACUGUCACCUCAAAUGACUAAAUAUGAAGGCUGGAAGAAUAAUCGCACGAGGAGUCACAAUGAAUCUUAAGCGGUUGCAUUUUUCUAUAAAAUUGUUUGUUUGUAAA
This is a messenger RNA of Larimichthys crocea (large yellow croaker), 1476 nucleotides long. It is a transcript of the gene fkbp6, whose product is annotated as FKBP prolyl isomerase 6. NCBI's taxonomy places the organism in Eukaryota, Metazoa, Chordata, Actinopteri, Sciaenidae. Gene Ontology annotation, molecular function: peptidyl-prolyl cis-trans isomerase activity; Hsp90 protein binding. Gene Ontology annotation, cellular component: cytoplasm. The transcript has 9 exons. Gene Ontology annotation, biological process: piRNA processing; spermatogenesis. The coding region runs from base 183 to 1163 and encodes 326 amino acids. The record is from RefSeq and is a predicted model, not a curated record.